AUGCGCGAGCGCAUUUUUGCUGCUUUGGAUCGGCAUAAGCAAUUUUUGGAUGCAUAUGAUCCGGAAAGUAAACAAGGGCAUGUUCAAUCCAGGUUGGACAAGUUAGAGGCAUCUUGGAAGGAUUUUAACGAUUUGCAGGACGAAAUAUCUGAGCUAGAUGCGAAAGGCGAAGUAGAGGCGGAGACUAGUAAAGCAUACGUCGACUUCGAAGAGCAAUAUUAUGCGAUUCGGGCUGCUUUUUUGAGUAAAUUAGAACCUACUACACCAGCAGCAAAUUUGGAUAAUACUCUUGGUCGGAAUAAUGCUUCAUUGGGUGUGCACACAGGGUCUGCACUGAAAGGGGAGGCAGCUAAACUGAUCGAGUCUCUAACGAUCACAAACGGAAACUACAUAAUAGCAUGGGACACCAUCACCAAGCGGUACUCGAAUGAAUAUUUGCUGAAGAAGCGCCAUCUUCAGGCAUUGAUGGAAUUCCCGAGGAUCGAGAAGGAGUCGGCUGGGCGAAUACAUAGACUGGUGAACGAGUUCGAUCAACGGCUGAAGAUUUUGAAGCAGCUGGGCGAAAAGACGGAGCACUGGGGAGCGAUGAUCAUCCAUUGGAUGUGUUCAAAGCUGGAUGCGCAUACUCUGCAGCUAUGGGAGGAUCACGCUGCAUCGUUACGGGAACCUACAUUCGCGGUAUUGGUGGACUUUCUGGAGAAAAGAACGAGGGUUUUGGAAGCUGUGUUAUCCAACACCGGCUCUGCUCAUCCGAAGGCGGCGGCUAAACGAGAGCGCGUGACUGUACACACGUCUACGGAGGGCGGAAAAAGUGAUCCAACCUGCCAAUGUUGUGGUGAAUUGCAUUAUUUGGUACGGUGCGCAAAAUUCAAGGGUUUUGGACUAAAAGAAAAGUUGGACUUCGUCAACGGAAAACAGCUAUGCAGCAACUGCUUCAAAACGGGUGACUGGGUACGUGACUGCUCGUCAAAGUUUAGCUGCAAGACAUGUGGGAAGAAGCACAACACUUUGAUACAUCCGGGGUUUCAACCUGGUAAUGGAGGAGGCAGCAAUGGCAAAAGCGACGCAGCUAGGACGCACGUUGCAGCAGACACAGCGGAAGAAGAACAAAUCGAAGCAGCCGAAGGAGUCACAGUCGGAUCAUAUAGCGUUGGAACGAAAAAGGAAAUUUUGAGUUCCAAGGUGUUCCUUUCAACAGUGGUCGUGGCGAUACGGGAUCAAAAGGGUGGUACACAGCUAACCCGAGCGUUGCUGGAUAAUGGAUCGCAGAUCAAUCUGAUGUUUAAACGUCGAGCAAUAUGCGUUCUCAUAACAGGAGUUGGACAGUCGGAAUCGACGGCAAGACAUGCAGUGAAUACAACGGUUAAGUCCAGAGUCACAGAUUUCUCUAUUGAAUUGGAUUUCCUGGUUUUGCAGCGAGUGACACCUGAACUUCCUUCGGUUACGAUUCCUAUCAAGCAUUGGAAUAUUCCUCAUGACCUGCAGAUGGCGGAUCCACAAUUCAACAUAAGCGGCCGCAUUGAUUUGCUACUAGGAGCGGAACAUUUCUUCAGUUUCCUGCGCGAUAGAGAGGUGAAAAGAAUGGUGUUGGGUCCAAAGCUGCCAAUACUCGUGGAUUCGGUAUUCGGGUGGAUUGUAUCCGGACGUGAUGAAAGUCUACAGCAGAAACAGUCAGUUCGAUGUUGCACGGCAGUCACCCCUAUCGAGAGAAUGGAAGAUCUAUUGGAGAAGUUCUGGAGAGUAGAAAGCUGUGACGACCGACCUGCAUGGUCAAAGGAGGAACAAGACUGCGAGGAGCAUUUCAAGAGUACGCAUUCCAGAGCAGAAGAUGGCCGGUAUAUCGUGCAGCUGCCGAAACAAAAUAGCUGGAACCGGAUGUUGGGAGAAUCACGAGCAACGGCGUUGGACAGGUACAAGAAAUUGGAGAAUCGGUUGGAACGGCACCCGGAUAUGAAGGAACCAUACCACGCUUUCAUGAAGGAGUACGUGGACAUGCGGCACAUGCGAAGGCUAACGACAACGGAACUGCAGGCAGAGGCCAACGGAGUAGGUCAACGGAAGGUGUUUUAUUUGCCGCACCACGCGGUGAUAAAAGAAUCAAGCACAACUACAAAAGUGCGCGUCGUAUUUGACGCAUCGGCACGUACAGACAGCGGAUACUCCCUCAACGAUGUUCUUUUGAAGGGACCUGCAAUUCAGGAUGAUCUGCUAAAUCUCCUGAUACGCUUCCGCAAGCAUGAAGUGGCGCUUGUGGGAGAUGUGGAAAAAUGUAUCGGCAGAUGUUUACGAGUUACUGACCUAACGUAUGGGCUUACACUGUCAUCUUUUCUGGCAACCCGGGCACUACAACAGCUGCCUGAAGAUGAAGGAGUUGAAGGUACUAAAGCUCGCCUAGCGCUACAAAAGGAUUUUUACGUCGACGACUAUAUUGGAGGAUCCGCAAAUGUCGUUGCAACCAUCGAGCUUAGAAAAAAUUUGACAUCCUUGAUGGCCAAAGGAGGAUUUCCAAUCCGGAAAUGGUGCUCGAAUCAGCCUGAAGUCCUAUCCGGUAUUCCUGAGGACCAGUUGGACUACGUCGACGUACAGCUCCACUGUUUUGCUGACGCCUCCGAUCUUGCGUACGGAGCCUGCUUAUAUGUGCGUUCCAUGGAUCAACAGGGCAACGUACGCAUUGAGCUUUUGUCCUCGAAAUCUCGGGUCGCUCCCUUAAAACGAUUGACGAUCCCGAGAUUAGAACUAUGCGCAGCUAGAGAAGCUGCGCAUCUAUAUCAGACAGUUAUUGGGGCCCUCGCACUAGAUAGAGUGCAGGCAUUUUUCUGGUCGAACUCAACUGUUGUUCUGCAUUGGUUGAAAGCUCCGCCAAAUUCGUGGAAAACUUUCAUAGCAAACCGUGUUUCGACUAUACAAACAACCACCUAUGGACACCCAUGGCUACAUGUAUCCGGUAAGGAGAAUCCCGCAGAUCUGGUUUCACGUGGAAUGACCAUUGAGGAUUUCUUGGAAAGUGAUCGUUGGAAGCACGGACCGUCAUGGUUGAAGCUGGCGCCGAAAGAAUGGCUGACGGAAUGUCCUGGAUCCGUACCUGACGAAAUCCAUUCAGAUAAUGCUACAAAUUUCCAAGGCUCUAAACACGAAUUGUACGAGCUGUACAAGAGCCUCAACAGCAAAGCUGCCCAAGAAACUAUUGGAUCUGAAAUGUCACAGCAAGGAAUAUCCUGGCAUUUAAUUCCACUCCGUGCCCCCAAUUUCGGUGGAUUGUGGGAGGCAGCAGUACGCUCCGCCAAAAGUUGCCUGAAAAAGGAAGUCGCCAUACCCACUAACCGCUUAGCCCACUAUCAGCAACGGCAGCAGAUGUUCCAACGAUACUGGCAGCGUUGGAGUCAAGAGUACAUCACUGGACUUCAGGAAGCAAGUAAGAACCGUCUACCAAGCACCAUCCGUGUAGGCAGCAUCGUGAUUCUUCGGGAGGACAACUUACCACCACUUCAAUGGCCCCUAGCGAGGAUAACCGAGGUUCACCCUGGCGCAGACGGAGUUAUACGAGUGAUGACAAUCAAGACGUCUAAAGGGACCUACAGGCGUCCAGCAAACCGCAUCUGCCCGUUACCCACCGAGGAUUCUGCCGAUAUUAAUUGA
Messenger RNA from Ochlerotatus camptorhynchus, 3636 nucleotides. RefSeq lists its product as uncharacterized. The coding region runs from base 1 to 3636 and encodes 1211 amino acids. NCBI's taxonomy places the organism in Eukaryota, Metazoa, Arthropoda, Insecta, Diptera, Culicidae. Gene Ontology annotation, molecular function: nucleic acid binding. The record is from RefSeq and is a predicted model, not a curated record. The transcript is spliced from 6 exons.